AUGGGUAGUGUGCAUGGUUGGAUUGCUUGGGGGGGGGGGUUGCACGGGUCCGAUGUGGAGGAGUCUGAAGGCAUGAAGAAGGUAAGAAAAGUACUUGAGAAAGCCUUUUCCCGUAAGUUGUAUGACUCAGAGGUGGAGAGGAUAAGAACAUUCGAGAAAGAACUCUGCUUAGACACAAGAGUGAUGAUUCCAUUUAUUUUUCAUGGAGAUAGAGUUGUUGCACUCCCAACCACAAGAUACCAGGAUGUAGAUAAAAGUGAAAAGAAGUAUGUCGAAGGAGUUGUUAUGCAACUUCGACGGCUGGUGUGGCGUUUGAUGGUAUGGAUGCAUGUGCCUGGAGGUAGUAGUUGGAUUGAAAGUUUGAUAAACGAAGUUUUUGAGGCGACCGUUUCCAGGGAUUCAGAUCCUGUUUCCCUGUAUAAGGGGGCCAGGAGAAGAUCUGGGAUCCGGCUGAUGGACCUGGUGAUGGAAGUAUUUAAGCAAAAUGUCAGUAUGGUGAGUGAGUUUGGACAACGGCUUGCCCGCUCUGCAGAGGAUCGGAUGCAGGGGAUACCAGGGUCUCUGUCGCCUGAGGAAAGGAAGAAAGAAGAGGAGAUGCUGUGGAAGAUCAAGGAGCAUGGAGAAAGGUUGUGUACCAAAGAAAGGCAAGAGGAGAUGGUUAGGGCACAGAAGAUAAUAUGCGAUGUGUGUGCAUAUGUCUGGGAGAAAGAUGAAGACAGAAUGAGCUUUAUUAUGGAAGUAUAUUCAAGACAUUUGUGCUUAAAGAUAGUAAUGCCUUACACUGAUAUUGAGGUGCCGCUAAUUAGUUAUAUAGAUCACCAUAAACUGGUGAGUACAGAUGAGAAAUAUAAGAGUGUGGACAUUAUGGCAGAAGUAUUCAAGCAAGCAUUUAUAGAGCAUAAAGGUAUUGAUGAUGAGAGCAUCAACAAUGCAGUUCGUGAAGUUAGAGAGAGAAAAAGGUUGGAAGAAAUGAGAGAGAUGGAAGAAAGAAAGAGAAGGGAGGAGGAAAGAGCCAAGAAUGAGGAGGAGCUGUUGAGGAUGGUGGAGAGGGAGGAGAGGGAGAAGAGGGAGAAGAGGGAGAAGAGGGAGGAGAGUAAAGGGAGAGGCAAGAGGGGUGCAGGAGAGGCUAAGGAGGAGAGUAAGGAAGAGGACGGAAAAGAAGAAGAAGGUGUAGAGGCAGAAGAGGAGGAGAGUGCGGAGGUUCCGUUGGUAGAGACGGCGGUUGGAGGGGCUCGGCGUAAGAAGAGCUUGAAGGGGAAGAGAAAAGGCGAUGGGCACCACUACAAGAUACACAGCCGGGUUCUCCGGUGGAAGAGGAGUGCUGAGAAGAUCAAGCGUGAACUGGACAAAGGAAGCGAGGAGAGGUGGAAAAAUAGAUCGAUUGAAGAGAUUAAGGAGCAGAAGAAGGUGCAUGACAUAGUGGAAGUUUCAGAGCUCAUCAAGAGCAAGGAGUGUGACAGGUUUUUUUUCCGGACUGGCAAGUACAUGAAGGGCGGGAGUGAGAGAUGGAAGAUGGUAGCAAAUGGGAUACUUGAGGAGGGAGGGGAGAAGAAGGUGGGAAAGGUCGAGGUUGGGCUUUUCAAGGGCGAGAGAGGAGAGAGUGUGGUCUACCACCUGAUGUUCAGGCCCACGGAGACUGAGAGGGCAGGAAUGGUCGGAGGCUCGUCGUUUGGGAAGGGAGACGAUGUGGAUGAGAUAAAGAAGGAGGAGUCCUCGGAUAUGUCUGGGUUUCGGUAUCCUCCUGGUGUCCGGUGUGAAAUGACGAGUAAUGGGAAUGAGUUCAGGAUAGAGUACCGGAAUCCCAAGAACACCAGCGAGGUUCUCCGGACUCUCACUAUUCUUCGGAUUCCUGAGAUCUGA
Molecule: messenger RNA, 1860 nt
Organism: Encephalitozoon cuniculi GB-M1
Lineage: Eukaryota; Fungi; Microsporidia; Unikaryonidae
Exons: 1
Coding region: 1-1860 (619 amino acids)
Source: RefSeq, marked provisional